This is a messenger RNA of Letharia columbiana, 474 nucleotides long. RefSeq lists its product as uncharacterized. The record is from RefSeq and is a predicted model, not a curated record. The transcript has 2 exons. NCBI's taxonomy places the organism in Eukaryota, Fungi, Ascomycota, Lecanoromycetes, Lecanorales, Parmeliaceae. Gene Ontology annotation, biological process: proteasome assembly. Bases 1 to 474 code for a protein of 157 amino acids.
AUGUCCGCAUCUUCAGAUGCCCCAUCCCUUCCGCAAUCGCCGUCAGAACCAACAGCAACCGCCGCGACCUCGGCAUCGCCUACGCUCCACUUCCAGCAGCUAUCCGUCCCUCUUCCUCUCUCGCCGCACACGACCCUCCACGUACAGAUCACACCCCUCCAGACAUCCACAAUGGUCUUCCUGACCACCACAGAUCCAUCCUCCAGUUCCUCCCUUAGUGCCCUCGGAUCAUUCGUCUACUCUAUGCCCAACCGAUUACAACCCUCUGAGCCCCUCAGCACACCUCUCUAUGCAGUCCCUGGAAGCAUUGACUUCGCAACAAGAGUAGCUAAGAUACUCGCGAGAAGAACGGGGUUGCCUGCAUAUGUGGGCUGUAGUGCUGUCUUUGGGAGCUCGGUCAUUGAGGAGGAGAUGGCGGCUGUGCGGGCUGCGGUCGAGGGUGUCAUGGGGGUAUUGGGUGAGGGCAAGCGGUGA